Messenger RNA from Drosophila willistoni, 838 nucleotides. RefSeq lists its product as uncharacterized. The record is from RefSeq and is a predicted model, not a curated record. Bases 110 to 748 code for a protein of 212 amino acids. Lineage: Eukaryota; Metazoa; Arthropoda; Insecta; Diptera; Drosophilidae. The transcript is spliced from 2 exons.
UGAGUGCCUUGGCCUUGGGAAAGUGCCCUUUUAGAGAACGAACUACUAUAAAAUAUGACCAGACAAUUGUCAAGGCUUUUAGUUGAACUUCAAACGUUUCUCGGGCAAAAUGUAUAAUCCACUGGCUCUCAUUUUCUGUCUCCUGUAUCUCAGCAAUUGCGUCCAAUCGAACGAUUGUGGCCAGGAUGAAACACUCUACUGCCGCGGAGAACGUGCCCUGCGCAAUGUGAUAAGAAAUUUGAAUAAAAGUGACAAGCCGCUAGUGAUAAUGCCUGGCAUGGAGAUAGUACCAAUGCACAAUGAAUCAGCAGUUGGUAAAGAAAAUCCGGAAGAGACUCUACUGGAUAGUCUGGCCAACUAUUUGCGAACGCAUGAGGUCAAUGUCAAAUUAGUUGACCUGCUGGAAGAGGGAAAACUGGUGGAACAAGCAUCAGAGGCACGCAAGAAGGAUAAAGGCCAGGGACUGCUACUGGCCAUGGCCCUGAUGUUUGGCAAAAUGAUGGCAGUUCUGGGACUUGGUGGCAUUGGAGCUUUGGCCAUGAAGGCUCUAGGCGUUGCCAUGGUGGCUCUAAUGAUGGCCGGAAUGCUGGGCUUAAAAACAGCUGCUCAGCAUGGAAACGAGUCGAGUCAUAGCAUUUCAUAUGUCACCGGUGAAGGACAUCAUCAUAAGCGACGACGUCGAGCAGCCUGGCAGGUGGUCUCCGAGCAGCAGGAACAACCUUUGGCCUACCGAGCCUACAUAAACUAAAAAUGUUUGACAAUCAUUCUCAGAAUCUACAUCUUAUGUUAUGUAAUUUAUUCGUUAUGCUAGAGAAAUACAAAAAUUGUUUCAACUUUU